UGCCCUUCGAUUUCUGUUAUUAUCUGAUGUUUCUUCUACUUUACAACAACAAUAUACCCAGUGAAAUCCCAUAAAGUGUGGGUUUGGGUAGGGUAGAGUAUAUGCAGACCCUACCCUUACCUUGGGAGGUAUAAGCAAUACAAAGCAGUACUAAAACAGAAUUAACCAAAGCGAGUUUCUUGUAUUUUGAUUUUCGUAUUAAUUUGUGGUAGCUACUGCUCAUAUUUUUUCCAGACUGCUCUAUCAUGCUUUUAUAAUGUUUUGCCUUAGCUUAUUUGCUUUCGAUAUUCUUUCGUACCGCUUUGAAUUUGCUUGUUCUUGUGCUGAGGGUCUACCGGAAACAAUCUCUCUACCUCACAAUGUAGGGGUAAGGUCUGCGUACACUCUACCCUCUCCAGACCCCACUUGUGGGAUUUCACUGGGUAUGUUGUUGUUGUUGUUGUUGUUGUAUACUAGAUGCAACUGGAAAUUAGAGGACCAUGAUUAUUGAGAAUUUAGUCAUUGUUGCAAACAUAAAUACACACAUACAAAAGUGUCGUCUCUAAUAAUUUCAAUUUUUUUAAAGAGGCAGUACACACAUUUCAACAUAUUAUUGGAGCAAGCAAAGGUCAUGGGUUCGAGUCUGACUGGCACUCAUAAAUAAAACAUAUUUUACCUGCUUGGCCUAAGGGAAAGAAUCAUAUCUACAAGUGAGGUGACCGGGUUCCAGGCCUUGUUGAAAAAACAUUAAAAUGUCCUCUCUCUAACAUGUUAAGCUUGUAAUGACCUAACAAGUUGACAGUGGCUUAUGAACUUUGGAUGUUUUCUUUAACUAUAUUUUUUAGGAUAGAUAGUUUAUAUCUUGGAUGGUGUAGCUUAAGCAUUCAUUAGCCCCUGCUUAGAGGAUAGGAAGUGAGGAGGAGAUACUGAUGACCGCACUUGUGUAUUUGUAUCUAGUUUCUUAUUCUGGCUUGGGAGACUGCAAUAACUGGGAAUACCACCUGUUUUGGUCUGAUAACCCAAGGAUGAGGACUUGGUCAAGUAAGAAAAGAAUCUAUGCAUUAAACUUAUCUCAAAAAGGAAAAAAUAUUCUAUGUUGACGAACUUAAUUAGAUUUAAAAAAAAAAAAAAAGAGAGUAGAAGUGGGCCUUUCAUUUUAUGUGGAUUUUGGAAGGAAAGAAAUAUGCAAAUUGUUCAACAGUUCGAUACUUGUAUAUGGAUCAUCUUCUCAAUAAUGAAACUUGAAUGUCCGAUUUGGGCUAUUUGUUGAUUAAGCAUUUAAUUCAGUCUCCUCCCACCCUCUUUCUUUCUCCCGUCUCGCCCUCAUAGGUGUUUGAAUACAAUAUUUUAACCUUGGUUACCGGUUCCAUUUCUCUUGUUAUUGCUUUAUACACAGUUCAUACGCUAUUGACAUUCAAUUUUGACUUAAGCAUGAAGAACCAUUCUGUAUAAGAAACAAUUGCUGGUAUGUCACACUGUCAAGAAAAGUUGUUUGGUCUUAUAACGGCAUUUUAUUUAGUAAAUCUCCUUAAUUGCAAACUUAUGUGGGGGUAGGCGAUGGUUGGGAGGCUCUUUGCUAUUUGUAACUGGUAGCAUUGGAUUGUUUUGAGCUAUGUUACUCGGACUCUUCAAAAUGCUUUGCGCACCUGUGUCGACACGACAUGGGUGUGAGAUCCAACACUUGAUUUGCUCACCUUACCUUGGGUGCUUUGACUACAUAUAUGAUUGAGAACUAUAGCUUCAUUUUUCUUUGUUGAUUCAUAACCUUAUCAUUAAAUAAAAUGCGCUUUACAACAACUUGGGUAUUUGGUUUGGUUGUUGGGUUUAUGUCAUAUAUAUAGUUAUAUAAAGUAUGAGAAAUUCUUUGAGCUGAGGGUCUCUCGGAAACAACCUCUCUACCUUCUUAAGGUAGAGAUAAGGUCUGCGUACAAUCUACCCUCCCCAGACCCUACUCGUGGGAUUACACUGGGUAUGUUGUUGUUGUUGUUGUAAACUAUGAGAAUGUUUUGCUAUUACACGAGAUAUUUUAUGAAUAAAAUAUUAGGUGUUUAUAAAGAAUUGUUUUGUAGCUACAAUCAAUCGAGAUAUAUACUUUAUAUGUUGUAAUAUACAUUUAUUGGCUGUAUCCCCUCACCCAUAUCCACACUCGAAUCCAUAUCCCUAAAUCCUAAAAUUUAUGUGAUGAAGAAUCCAACCUUUAGAUCCACGCCCCAUAUCAGGUAGUCGUGUUUUUUCCUUUGAAGGAUUGAGAUCACGAUUUCAACUCCCAGAUCUGUUUAUGCACCUGCUGUUAUAUAUGGACUGAGACAUAUAUUUCAUGGGAGGCGCAGAGGAUGAUGAACCACUCUCAAAACGUGUGAAAAUAUCAUUUGGAGAAUCAGCAGAUCGUUCGAACGGCACACUUUUUAGGGAUCCUGCAAGUUGCUCGAUGGUUCGUCCUCUGGAAAUUCAAGGGGACGAUGAGAUUGUUGGUACAAAAGGAGUUGUCAAGAAAGCCGAAUUUGUUCGGAUCAUAGCCGAGGCAUUAAAUUCUCUUGGUUAUAUGAAGACGGGGGCGUAUCUAGAGGAAGAGUCGGGGAUACCUUUGCACCCCUCUCCAGUAAAUUUACUCAUGCAGCAAAUCCUUGACGGGAAAUGGGAUGAAAGUGUAGCCACAUUGCAUCAAAUCGGUCUCGUGGAUGGAAAAAUUGUGAAGUUGGCAUCUUUUGUGAUACUGGAGCAAAAAUUCUUUGAACUGUUAGAGAGGGGAAAAAUCACGCAUGCUUUGAAGACAUUGAGGACUGAGAUUGCACCUCUUUGCAUAAAUAACGAUAGAGUCCGCGAGCUUUCGUUAUGCAUUAUAUCACCUUCACAACAGGUUGUGAAAAUAAAAUCAAGGACAAAGCUACUAGAAGAAAUGCAAAGACUGCUCCCCCCUUCAGUCAUGAUUCCUGAAAAAAGAUUGAUCCAUCUUGUUGAACAGGCCCUUCAAUUGCAACUAGAAUCUUGUAUGUAUCACAACUCAUUAGCCACUGAAAUGUCAUUGCUCACUGAUCACGAGUGUGGAAUAGAUCAGAUUCCAUCUCGAACUUUGCAGAUAUUACAAGAACACAAAGAUGAAGUCUGGUUUUUGCAGUUCUCUCAUAAUGGGAAGUACUUAGCCUCAUCAUCUGCCGAUUGUUCGGUUAUUAUAUGGGAGAUGAAGUUGGAUGGGAGGUUCUGCCUGAAACACCGAUUUUCUGGUCACGAGAAGCCUGUGUCAUAUAUCUCAUGGGGCCCAGAUGACAAUCAGCUUCUCACUUGUGGAGAAGAGGAGGUUGUUAGACGGUGGGAUGUGAGCUCCGGUGAAUGUAUACAUACUUACAUGAAACAUGGUCUUGGUUUGACCUCCUGUGGAUGGGCUCCAGAUGGCAAAAGGAUAUUUUGUGGUGUUACUGACAAAAGCAUUAGCAUGUGGGAUCUUGCAGGGAAAGAGCUGGAGUGUUGGAAAGGCCAUCGGAUUAGUAGAAUAGCAGAUUUGGAGAUAACAAGGGAUGGGAAACACAUGGUCUCUGUUUGUAAAGAUAAUAUGAUACUAUUAUUUGGAUUGGAAUCAAAAGAAAAGCGAAUAAUUCAGGAGGACGAAGCAAUAACUUCAUUUGUAUUGUCCGCAGACAAUAGAUAUAUAUUGAUAAGUCUUUGGAACGAAGAAAUACAUCUUUGGAGUAUAGAGGGGAGUAUAAGACUUAUAGCCAUAUAUAAAGGGCAUAAACGAGAACGCUUUGUCGUACGGUCUUGCUUUGGUGGAAUAGAUCAAUCUUUCAUUGCCAGUGGGAGUGAGAAUUCACAGGUAUGUAUAUGGCACAAAUGCUCAUCACAAGUCAUUGUGGAGUUGGCUGGACAUUCUGGGACUGUCAACUGUGUUAGUUGGAACCCAGCAAAUCCUCAUAUGCUCGCAUCAGCGAGCGAUGAUCGUACUAUUCGCAUAUGGGGCUUGGCUAGUGGAAACAUGAAGCACAAUAGCAAUGCAACUGGAACUGUUAGUAAUGGUGUGCACUACUGCAAUGGCGGAUCGUGAAGUCUCGGAGGUGAAUCGGCGAGUGAAACAUUACAAGAUUUCUUUCAUUGACCAUUUGCUUUCUAUGUACAUUCGUUUACAGCAUCAAGCUUAACAUUUUCGAUAAACAAGAACAUGCAUAUUGCAUUCAGUCCGGCAAUAAAUCAUGAACUUCUCCA
Molecule: messenger RNA, 4173 nt
Organism: Lycium barbarum (goji berry)
Lineage: Eukaryota; Viridiplantae; Streptophyta; Magnoliopsida; Solanales; Solanaceae
Product: WD repeat-containing protein 26 homolog
Exons: 5
Coding region: 2297-4015 (572 amino acids)
Molecular function (GO): protein binding
Source: RefSeq, a predicted model, not a curated record